This is a messenger RNA of Nipponia nippon (crested ibis), 957 nucleotides long. RefSeq names its product zygote arrest 1 like (gene ZAR1L). Gene Ontology annotation, biological process: translation. NCBI's taxonomy places the organism in Eukaryota, Metazoa, Chordata, Aves, Pelecaniformes, Threskiornithidae. Gene Ontology annotation, cellular component: cytoplasm. The record is from RefSeq and is a predicted model, not a curated record.
AUGGAGGCCUUCAUCUACUCCCCUUUCAGCACAUACCAGGGCUUCAGGGGCAGCCUCACGCCGAGCCGCAGCGGCGACCCGGCGGUGAAGCUUACGCCGAGCCGCAGCGGGGACCCGGCGGUGAAGCAGCCCAGCUGGAAGCAGAGCAAGAGCAGCGGCAUCAGCCCCUUCCUCGGGAGGCCCCUCACCCCCAUGUCCUCUGACUACCUGGACAGCUACCGACGGGCCCAGCUCCAGGCCCUGCUGUCGCAGGUGAGCCCCGGGCUGAUGCCGCGGCUGUGCCGGGUGAACACCAAGGAGGUGGGCGUGCAGGUGAACCUGCGGGCCGACGCUGCCGUGCAGUGCUCGCUGGGGCUGCGCACAUUGCCCCUCGGCUGCCCCCUUAACGCCGCUGCCCUCCGCGCCCAUGGGCACCUCGCUGUCUACUCACCUGUGCCGGACCGCCGCCUCUUCACGCUACCUGAGGCCACUGGAUCCCAGGAGAAGGAGGAGGUGGUGUUGGAAAUGACCCCCGAGGAGCAGAAGGUGGAGGAUGGCAGCAGAAAGCAGCAGGAGGGCCAGGCAGAAGCUGCUCUGCCAAGUGAGGAGACAGCGGAGAUGCCACAGGAGGAGGCCGCAGCCCCCAGGCGACGGGCCACCUUCCAGUUUUUGGAGCAGAAGUAUGGCUAUUUCCACUGUAAAGACUGCAAGACCAGAUGGGAGAGUGCUUAUGUGUGGUGCAUUUCUGGAAGCAACAAGGUGUACUUUAAGCAGCUCUGUCGCAAAUGCCAAAAGGGCUUCAAUCCCUAUCGAGUGGAAGCAAUCCAGUGCCAGACCUGUUCAAAGACUCGUUGUUCCUGCCCUCAGAAGAAAAGGCACAUUGAUCUCAAGAGACCUCAUCGCCAAGAACUUUGUGGCCGCUGCAAAGGCAAGAGGCUGUCCUGUGAUAACACCUACAGCUUCAAAUAUAUUGUCUGA